Messenger RNA from Nicotiana tabacum (common tobacco), 519 nucleotides. NCBI's taxonomy places the organism in Eukaryota, Viridiplantae, Streptophyta, Magnoliopsida, Solanales, Solanaceae. The record is from RefSeq and is a predicted model, not a curated record.
AUGGUUCUGUUGAAUAGGAUUUCUGAUGCUUUACAAGUGAUUGAAUCCAAGAAAUGUGGCCUCAGAAAAGCACUUUUAACAUUGUUGUUAGAGUGGAAAGAUUUUGAACAACACUUAGAUUUGAGCCAAACAUGUUUUCAAGAAUGUUUUGCCGAGCUGGAAUCCAGGGAGAAGCAUCUGUGUUCUAUUCAAGAAUCAGUAAGUGAGAGCUCAAAGGAACUUGAAUUAAUAAGAGAAUCACUAAACUUGAAGCGCAAACAAGUUGAGGAUAAAGAAACCGAGAUUUUAGAAUAUGUUGAAAACUUGAAACUAAGGGAGCACAAAUUCAGUGUCGUUCAAGAGGAGGCUGUCAAACAACUUCAUCUCAGAGAGGAGGAAUUGGACGAGAAAGAGAAUUUGAUUCGACGUAUUUUCGCCAAAGUGAGAUAUGAGCAACAAAAAUUUGAGAAUGUGAUUGACAAAAGGCUUAAGGAGAUUGCUAUCAAAGAAGACAAGUUGAAGCAACAAGGCUGCAGUUAA